AGAGGCUGGUUUGGAGUUUGUAAGAAGUACAGAAAGGGAGAGAGGGAUUGCAACUUCAUGGCCGUCGAUUGAUGAGGAUGAUCUUCUAAUAAUGGUCGUUGAAUGAAGAGGACAUAUAAUUAGAGAGUACGCAAGGCGUGGGAAGAGGACAGAGCAGAGGGAGAGAAAGGAGCGGGUAGGGUUUUCAAAGUUGAAAUCUGGAGAUUCGAGGCUUUUGGGAGUGAGACCGGGGAGAUUUGAGGCUUGAGAUUCUGAGGUUGGAAAAAUGGAGAUGGGAAGGAACUAAACUCGUUGAGGAAAGAGCAAUUGAGAGAGAAGCAGAAUAGCUGCUGUGGUUUGAGAAAUAGCCAGAAAGGAAAGGGCAAUUGAGGGUAAUAAGGAGAAAGCGAGGUUAGGGAGUGCCUUUGUACGGAUUCUGCCAUCUCGAAGCAACCACAAGAACGGUUCAAGUUUGAAACAUUCAUGGCAGAGGGUACUGAAGUUGAGGAGCGAGUUGAUCUUGACGACAAUUAUAUGGAAGAGAUAGAUGAUGAUGUUGAAGAACAACUAGAUGAGGAUGGGGAAGAUGAUUCUGGCGAUCCAAAUGAUGGAGAACAUGAUGAGGAGGAAUAUGAGGGAGCAAGAGGAGGGACCAGUGGAAAGGAUCAGUCACCUGAAGACAACAUAAGCCAUGUUGAUAAUGAACAGGUUGAAGAUGAAGACAAAUUCACUCUAAGCGAAGAUGAAAAAGAAAAGGUCGCCCAUCUUCUUUCACUUCCUCCUCAUGGUUCUGAAGUUUUUUUGGGUGGGCUUCCUAAGGAUACGGUGGAAGAGGAUUUGAGGGAUCUCUGUGAAACAAUUGGUGAAAUAUUUGAGAUCAGGCUAAUGAAAGAUAAGGAAUCUGGUGGAAACAAGGGUUAUGCUUUUGUGGCAUUCAAAUCAAAAGAGAUCACAAAGGCUAUCGAAGAGUUGCAUAGUAAAGAACUCAAGGGAAAAACUUUGAGGUGUUCGCUUGCAGAAACUAAAAACAGAUUAUUUAUUGGUAAUGUUCCGAAGAGCUGGACUGAGGAGGAGUUCAGGAAAGUCAUUGAGGGUGUCGGCCCUGGAGUUGAAAAUAUUGAGCUGAUAAGGGAUCCACAAAAUCCAAACCGUAAUCGAGGUUUUGCUUUUGUUUUGUACUACAACAAUGCCUGUGCUGAUUAUUCAAGGCAGAAAAUGACUACUAAUUUUAAGCUAGAUGGCAAUACACCAACAGUAACAUGGGCAGAUCCAAAGAGUGCACCUGACCAUUCUGCUGCUGCGCAGGUGAAGGCUCUUUAUGUCAAGAACAUACCUGAGAACACUACUACUGAGCAACUGAAAGAACUGUUUCAGCGGCAUGGGGAUGUAACAAAAGUGGUUAUGCCACCUGGCAAAGCUGGGAAGAGGGAUUUUGGCUUCAUUCAUUAUGCAGACAGGUCAAGUGCAUUGAAGGCUAUUAAAGAAACAGAGAAAUAUGAAGUCAACGGCCAGGUAUUGGAGGUUGUCCUUGCUAAACCACAGCCUGAAAAGAAAUCUGAUGGUGCUUAUCCUUAUGGCGCUGCACUUCAUCCUGCCCAUCUUCCUCAUGCUGGGUAUGGUGGUUUUGCAGGAGCUUCUUAUGGUUCUGUCGGUGCCGGACUGGGUGUUACUUCUGGUUAUCAGCCAGUAAUUUAUGGUAGGGGGCCAAUGCCAGCAGGGAUGCAAAUGGUGCCAAUGUUUCUACCUGAUGGUCGAAUCGGUUAUGUACUUCAGCAACCUGGAGUACAGAUGCAACCACCAUCUCGGCCUCGGAGGGCUGAUAGGAGCAACGGUCCUAGUGGAGGACCAGGACGAGGUGGAAGUACCAGUGAUGAGGGUAGCCGUAGUAGAAGGUAUCGGCCUUACUAGCAUAAAGUUGCUGAGACAUGUUGUAGUGUAUGAAAGGAAACAGGAUACUCUCUAGUUGGAUGAUUUGUUACUAGAGCAAAAUAAUUUUGCCUUAUAAUCUCACCUAAUCAUUCCUCUCCCCUUCACCUUUCCUUCAUCCAAUCCUCGCCUGCCAUAGAAUUAAGGGGAAGAAUACAAGAAGGGGGGGUUAAGAUGAUAUACCGGACAAGGAAGGGUGGUUGAUUUGGGAAAGUGAAUUAUCAUGUGUCUUAAAUGUGUUAGGAGAUUGUAGACAGUUGACUAGACUCUCUUUUCCUUAUAUUUAUUGGCAUUGUUUAUUUGCACACCAAGCUAUGUGCAAGUCGCACUUGCACCAGUUUGUUAUUUUUAGAAAUAUGAGAUUGGUUAUGCACUGAAGAGUAAGGUGAGGUUUAUGUUUCUGUCAUGCUCAACGUACAGUUCCGUUAUACCUAUGUACAUAUGGGUACUGAUAGUUAGAAGUAGCGAAGUUCAAGCUUAAUAAUUAAUGAAAAGGGCAAGCCUGAACCAUUU
Messenger RNA from Carica papaya (papaya), 2418 nucleotides. It is a transcript of the gene LIF2, whose product is annotated as RNA-binding (RRM/RBD/RNP motifs) family protein. Gene Ontology annotation, molecular function: RNA binding. Lineage: Eukaryota; Viridiplantae; Streptophyta; Magnoliopsida; Brassicales; Caricaceae. The record is from RefSeq and is a predicted model, not a curated record.